Molecule: messenger RNA, 4017 nt
Organism: Echinops telfairi (small Madagascar hedgehog)
Lineage: Eukaryota; Metazoa; Chordata; Mammalia; Afrosoricida; Tenrecidae
Gene: MDFIC
Product: MyoD family inhibitor domain containing
Exons: 4
Source: RefSeq, a predicted model, not a curated record
GGCGGCGACGGGCUCGGCGCCCAGGCCCAGGAAAGAUGUGAUAAAGAAAAUACGGAGAAAGAGAUAAGUCCAGCUACCAAUAGUUGCUUCACAAAUGGAGAGAUGCAGGACCAGUCCAUUUGGGGACAUCGUUCUGAUAGUGAACUCGUCAGAACCCAACCUCAGCGCUUGCCUCAGCUUCAAACUUCAGCACAGGAACCGAGUGAGGAGGAAACAGGCCAAAUGAAGAAUGGCCACCGGAGCCUGAGCAACGGGAACGGGAUUCACCAUGGAGUCCGACAGGGGUGUGCAGACAGUCAAAAACUUUCCGCACCUGUUUCUCAAAAAAUGCACAGAAAAAUUCAAUCCAGCUUGUCCGUAAGCAAUGAUAUCAGCAAGAAGAGUAAAGUGAAUGCUGUCUUCUCCCAGAAGACGGGCUCUUCCCCUGAAGACUGCUGUGUCCACUGCAUCCUGGCGUGCUUGUUCUGUGAAUUCCUGACCCUGUGCAACAUCGUGCUGGGCCAGGCGGCGUGUGGCGUCUGCUCUUCGGAGGCCUGCUGCUGCUGCUGCAGAGACGAGAUGGGGGAGGACUGUAACUGCCCUUGUGACGUGGACUGUGGCAUCAUGGAUGCCUGUUGUGAAUCCUCAGACUGUCUGGAAAUCUGCAUGGAAUGCUGUGGAAUUUGUUUUCCUUCAUAAAUAUUUGCCAUUGGUUUUGUGUUAAGACUGGAGCGUGUUUUCAACUUUCUCUUUUAAGGGAAAAAACAAUAGGACAUGGUAAGAUUCUCAUGAAGCAACCCAGCAUUUGCACUGUUGACUCACAAUUUUAAGUAAUCUCUGAACGCCUUAUUCUCUCACUGAAUCUGCAUGAUUUAAUAUGUGAAAUGUAAACUACUUGUUGAUUCUGACCAGACUACUCACUGUCAUAUGGUCCGUGUAGCAGCUCUGUAAGACAGCCAGACUGUCAUUUUUGGAUUCCAAGACUAAAUAUGCGUAAGAGAGCAGAAAGCCUCAUCUUCCUCCUGAGUUGCAGCCGAUAAUUUUGAACUGCCAACCUUCUAUCUGCAGGCCAACAUCUCUUCCACUAUUCUACCAAAGCCUAUAGAGGGUGGCAGCUAUGAGUCAGAAAUGACAUGGUGACAGUGAGAGAUGAGAGUACAUUGACUGCCCCACUUCCCCCAAAGUUAAAUGUGUCUCCUCCUUUGUUAUCAGUAUUUCUGGUUCUUCUAACUACUCUCAAAAGCCCUUUGCUCAAAAUGCAUUAUUUCUCAGUGAAUAUUUAAACCAAACAGUUGGUUUGGUGUUUAUAUAUUAAUGGUUACAAACACGCAUUUUUUUUUAAGAGCAAAGUUUGGGACGAAGCACACACAGUGGGUGGGAACCCCGUGCUGGUCUCCCUCUGUCCUUCCUAGAUUGCGCGUUUGCCCAUAGACAGAGGGCCUCAGUCCCCACUCACUGCUGCCGGGUCCAUGUCCUCUCACGGUCGUGUGGACAUCACACCGGCGAUGCUGAGGGGUUGUUCAGGACAGAGGUUUAGGUGAACAGUCUGAGCCCUACACCAGUUAAAAGAAACAUGUCUUAAAAUUAACCUCUUUUUUUUUUUUAUUUAGUUGCAAGACAAUAAGGGUUUUUUUUAACUCUAAAGUUUAAAACUAGAAAUUGUAUUUUUGAACAAAUAUUUGAAGUGUUAUGAUAGUUAUUGAUGAAAUCAUGACAUUAAAAUACCUAACUCUUGAAUGAAAAUUUGCAUUUAAAUAAGUUUGGUUUUUGUUUAAAAUUUUUAUGAUUUUGAUGUUGCCUUUAUUAUUUUUUUUCUUUUGUUGCCAAUCCCCCUUUUUCUUUUUGGUUGUUGCUCUGUCCUUGCUUGGUUUUUUUACGUUAUUCUCUGUCCGCACUGUUAAAGUUAAAUGCGAACCAUUCCGUCCUGAGCAGUAGAAAUCUGCCCUCUACUGCUUGGACCAGGAGCCAGUUUGACAAUGUUAAGUUAAUUAAGCCCAUAUGGCAAGUUGUAAACUGUUUGCAUGUAAACAAAUCAAUCCAUUUAUGACAGAGGAUAUCGUUCUUGAAAUGUAUGGAGGGCUUGUGUGGUUCCCAUAAAAGGGAACCAAUUUUCAUACCGUGGGUUCUCUUACUGAGUUAGAGCUCUUGGAUAAAUUUCCUUAUGGAAGUCUUGAUACUAUGCUUUGAGGUUGAUAGUUAUUAUGAAUAUACAAUUGAUAGGAAACAUUUUCAAAAGGAAAGAAAGCCCGCUUUCCAGACGCUUUUAGCGUUUAACCUCUUAUGAGAAGAGGUUUUAGACCUAGAUCAUGAGAACUCCACCUGUGGUUCCUAGUUUGAGAGGAAUCCGAGUGUUCACUCACAUUACUUAGAAGGCUUAAAAAAAAACUAGACAAAACAGUUGAAUUCUCUUUUGACUGUCACAUACACACAGAAAGGACCACAAAACAAGUGGCUUUAAGUUAUUUAGUUUAAAUUGAACGUGUAGUACAGAAUUGUCUUUUUCUUCUUCUAAAGGUGUCCUACUUAUGUUGCUUCAAUUAUAAAGAAAGCUUUGUACUAUUUCAUAGUAACUAGAAUCUAAAUAUUUGUAUAUAUCCAAAUCUAACUUAUGCUUAUGUACUAGGAUAUAAGAUUACCAUCUGUUAGGCAUAAAAAAGCCUUCUAAUGACCUGGAAUUGCUAGACUAUUGCACUCUUUGUCCUAGAAAAUGUCUCAAGGUAGUGGUUUGUCUGAUACUUAAAUUGUGAAAAUAUUAGCACUUUUGAAAUUAUGUUUCUCAGUAAUAGAGAACAUUUGUGGGCAGUGGAAUUUUAUUUUCAUAUUUAUAUUCACAGUACUUUUCUUCUAAUGUGUACUCCGGGCAAUCAUUUCAUAAAGCAAAUUGCAUAAUUAAAAAAAUAAAACUAGGCAAAUGUGAAAAUAGUUUCAAUGUAUUUUAGAACUUCUGUUUAAAAAAAAUGUUUUGUUGACUUAUAAGGCCAUCCUGACUAAGUGCUGUAGUUUACAGUUGCAGAUUUGAUCUCUUAUUAAGUGUGGAAACUUAAAAGCAUUUUAAACUGGGCCUGUAUGAUUCUGAAUACACUAUUUUUAAGUUAAAAAAAGCCUUCUUUAUUGUGCCUUAGCAUACAUGUGUAUUUAAUUGAAAUAUAAACUCCUUUGUACUUGGUAAGUUCAACUGCAAGAUAACGCCAGAGACUUUUGAGGGCUUCCUAUUCUCCUGUGCAAAUCACAUGACUCAUGCCCACAAAUAAACUUUGAAAGACGCAGAUCAACUUAGAAUAUAAAUUGUAGAUGAAGUAUGAUCUCAGCACACAGUGCCCUUUCAAAAAUUCACAGUGGAUGAAAACACAAUCUUGUACAUAUUUUAAGUAAUUUAUUUUCAUCAUUGACUUUAAACUUGCCUCUCAGUUCAUUUUUUUUUACAAAUACUGAGAUUGGACAAGAAGUUAAAACUGUUCAUUUAUCUGCGAUUGCAUCAUAGUCUUCAUGCAGUGUACGCAAAAGUAAAGCACUAGAAAUAUUUCCAUCCAGAGCCUUUGGGGCAGCAAUUUUUUAAGUGGUAAAAAAUGUUUAUAGCUCGUAUUUAACUGAACCAUUACAGUAUGAUUUUGUUAUACAAGUCUUUUUAUUUCAUGAAAGAACCAUUUUUACAAUCUUGCAGUGGAGUGUAGCAACUGUUUUCAUUUUUCUCACCUGAAGAAGUCAGUUCAAGAAGUAACCAAGGCAACCUUAUGUUGUAACUUUCCAUUCUUCAGCCAUACAAACUCGAUCAGUGCCCUAGACUCCAAUGUUACAAGCGUCAAAUGUCACUGCCUAACAUAAAUAAGACUUGAGUCAAGUCUUAUUUAUGGCUUGUUUUCUUAAAUUCUAGUUUAAAGCCGUAAGAUUUACCCAACUGCCUAAUGAAUGUUUAUUUAUUAAUAAGAUUAUUUUUCAUAUAAUUCAAGACCUUUAUGCCCCUGUGAUUUGUAGGCCUAUCGGAUUGUUGCAUCUAAUCUGACAGGCAAGGUGAAAUGUUAUAAAAGAUUGUGAUACCCA